Molecule: messenger RNA, 2927 nt
Organism: Zonotrichia albicollis (white-throated sparrow)
Lineage: Eukaryota; Metazoa; Chordata; Aves; Passeriformes; Passerellidae
Gene: TERF1
Product: telomeric repeat binding factor 1
Biological process (GO): negative regulation of telomeric D-loop disassembly; telomere maintenance via telomerase; negative regulation of DNA replication
Cellular component (GO): chromosome, telomeric region; nuclear telomere cap complex; nucleus
Molecular function (GO): ankyrin repeat binding; protein homodimerization activity; telomerase activity
Source: RefSeq, a predicted model, not a curated record
AUGGCGACGGCGGCCCAGGGCGCGCUGGGAGUGAUGGACGGCAGCGGCAGCUCCGUGAGCAGCUCCGUGAGCAGCUCCGUCAGUUCGGCCACGCCGGAGGCCCUGGAGGCUGUGGCCGCGGAGUGGAUGCUGGAGUUCGCCUGCUCCUGCCUGUGCCGGCACUUCGCGGAGCAGAGCGGGGCUGAGUUCUGGCGGUGGAGGGACGUUGCGCAGGUUCUUAUUAAUGGCCUCUCCCAAAUACCUCCACAUCAGAAAAAAACAGUCUAUCUCUGUCAGCUUUUGAUAAGAAUUGCACAAGGAAAAAGCCUAGGAUUACAGUUUGAAAAUGAUAAAAGAAUUUCACCUUUGGAAUCUGCUCUGUCUUUCUGGACUUUACUUGAAAGGGAAGAAAUUAAACUGGAAAAACUUCAUGAAGAAAUUCGUCGCUUGAUUCAAAUUCAGAUUGUUGCAGUCCAUAUGGAAAACAGGUAUUUCAGGGAAGCUGCUGAAGUUCUUGAAAGGCUGUUCACAGACUCUGAAUCAGAUAAGCCUUUAAGGGUGAAGCUGGCAACCAUAAUUAAAACCAAGGAUCCAUAUGUUCCUCUUCUCCAAAGCUUCAGUUACAGUCUUUUGAUAAGUAAAAUCAAGUCUUACAUUAAACUUUUCAUGAAAGAAAAUGAAACUAACUUCUUAAUGCAGGAAGCCACAAAACAUGUGGUGUCUAAAGGAUUGGGAGCAACAGCAUUGCAGAACAGAUCUGUGAAAGUCAAUGAAAAUGGCAGAAGUGAUUUGGAAACAAAACAUAGGUUGGUGAAAGAGAAACAGUAUAUCACAAAUAAGUCAUCUGGAGUCAUAACAAAACCCAUAGCAAGGAAAUGUUCAGGACAGAAGCCCAAAGAGAGCAGAGUUCUUCAGAGUCUUACCAACAUUCAAAAUGUGGGACAAAACGAAGUUUCUUUGGCAUGUAGCCGAAGAAGACAGAAAUGGACUCCGAAAGAAGACCUGGAGCUGAAACUGGGAGUAAAGGAGUUUGGAGUGGGUAACUGGGCUAAAAUUUUAGCCCAUGGUGACUUCGACAACCGAACAAGUGUCAUGUUGAAAGACCGGUGGAGAACAUUGAGCAAGAUCAAACAAAGUUGAUUUGGACUACAGGAACCAACUCUUCUUGACCUUUCCCUACAUAAGGACCUACUCUAGCUUUUCAGAAUAACAUCUUAUUUUAGUGUCAGUGUGUCCAGCAGUGCUGCUGACAUAAAACAUGAAACAGAAUAGUAAUACGUGUAAAACAUUUGUGUAAGCUCACCUACUCUGGUAAUGAUGACUUAAAUGUAAAUUCUGGCCUUUUUUGCUACAUGCAAUAACAGAUAACCUAGAUUCUGAAAUGUGAAAAUGUUUGUAGUGAUUUAAGAAAUGUCUGUUAUGUAAAUAGGGGUAUUAGAUCUGACUGGCAACAUUUUUAGUUUGAUGGAGGCUAAUAAAAAGUCAAAUGUUCUGUAUUUUUAAAGGGCUGUAUCUCUUUUUAGAUUGACCUUUUCAGAAUUUUACUUCCUGCCAUAUAACCCAUUCUAAUUUGUUUUGCUUCACUUUGAAAUUUAGGUCAGAUUUGACAUUUCUAUAAGUUUUACCAAAAAGUAUGCAUGUAUUAGUAUUGCUAAUUUUCUGAGAUGAUGGUUUGUUGGGGGUUUUUUCUGCAGUUAAAAAGCGUAAAUUCAUAUAAUAACGUAUUUUUAAGUAACAAAGGGACUGGUUAGUCUUUUACACGGAAAGAAACCCUAUUACACUAGCACUUAGCAUUUCUUGGUUAGCUUGUGACACCUACCUUGUCUUGAUCAGUGCCUUCUUCCAGACCAGCAGGAAAGGGAAAGCGCAAAAACACAUGGCCAAAGUGGGGCUCAGUAAUGAGUCUACACUGUCAGUGACAGCAAAGAUACAUUUUAAUGGAGGUCACUAUCAAGGUCUCUGCUGGCCACUGCAACUCUCCUGCUCAUGGGAGACUGGGACAGAUGGAUGAUGGCACUAGCCUCUAUCUCUGGAUUCAGAUCAUUUGGAAGAGAUUUCCACAAUCUCAGAAAACUCAUGCAUUCCACUGUCAUACUGGUGUGAGUCUAGUGACUUGAACUAACAUAAUACAGCAUUCUUUUAAAAGCGAAAUCCCCUGAAUUCAGAUAUUUUCUGUACUUUUUUUUCAUGGCUAAGGUUUUUAUUUUCCAAGAACCUUUUAAGAACAAGCACCUGUCUGAAUUGGUCAUAUUAAAACAAAGCUCUCUGAGCUACUUUUCCCCAUUAAAAAGGAAAACAUAUAGUUAUGAAGUCUGAAACAUUCAGAAAGUAUUAAAAUAAUCUCUGCUUUCUGUUUUGGAGGCUUGCAUUCAUUACAAUAAAAUAGUAAAAUGCAGUUUAAAGGUUUGUUUCACAACACACUUAUUGUGGACAGAACCUCAAGCAGAUCACCUUCCUCAUUCUGGCUAACAGACUCUAUGGCUUCUCCUAGUAAGUCUUUAUGCUGCAUGGAGAGAUGCUGCCUAUCUUAACAGGAUAUUUUCUCCACCUGCAUAGCAGUCUUGCCUGUGCUCAGCUGUUGCAGGUUCUUAUGUUAGUCAUUGUAGAUGAGCAUUUUUAACUAGUAAUAAGUAAUUUUUUUACUCUUAGCCAAGGCCUUAGUCACAAGGUCUUGUCUAAGUUCAUCUGCCAGAGAAGUUACACUGUGUAUUACUGACAUGAAGUUCUGAGGAGACCAAUACCUUAACAAUGCUGUCUGGGUCUAUGUCUUCAUGAAGGCUGAACGUGAAAACUGCAGGGUAGAGGAAGAAUACUUACAAAAUUAUAGUGUAAAAAAUUGUCUAUAUGAUAUGGACAGUAACAAAGUACCUAACCUGAAAUCAGUUUUAGCUUUCAAAAACUUCAUUUUUAUUCUCCCUUGCUCUUAAAUGUUGACAGUAACUAUUCUC